This is a messenger RNA of Coprinopsis cinerea okayama7#130, 1506 nucleotides long. RefSeq lists its product as hypothetical. The transcript is spliced from 2 exons. Lineage: Eukaryota; Fungi; Basidiomycota; Agaricomycetes; Agaricales; Psathyrellaceae. The record is from RefSeq and is a predicted model, not a curated record. Bases 410 to 1411 code for a protein of 333 amino acids.
CCGAAGUGCUUCUACAGCUACGUGUAGAGGUUUUUAAUCUCUGUGACAGAAAUCCUAUCUGGGAUUAUCCUGCUGGAAAACGACGGUUUGCACAAGCAAGCAAACCGCGUCAUAAUCACGAUUGUCACGAUUCCUUCAACGCUUGGCCUUUUCCCUCGUUGCCAGCGUCACAGCGCCUUUCCAAAGGUUCCUGUGUAAACAGUGUUUACCCCGGCAAACAUUUGGAUGAAGGCAGUGCGAUACAUAACCAGCUUCCCGGCCUCGCCUCUCGCAACCACAUAAGCUCGCUCCGAAAUCUUUGGGGCUCAAGCAAGGCCAUUUAGCCCCGAGCUACUCCACCACACACAAACUUUCGGGCUUCUCUUCCCAGCCCUCGCUUCCUUCCGCAAUCAGCUCAUCCUUUUCAACCAUGACCACGUACGCGCAACCUGAAGGCUUCAGCGCCGUCCAGCAGCACGAUCCAGAUGGAUACGCAGAGUCUGCGCCCAGUACGCCAACCAUCUCUCGAGAUCCCAGUACAUCGACUACACGCGACUUCGGCCUCUCUCCGACCUUCAUCGCAAACCCCUAUGACCCCUCCAUGAGCGAGCACAGGGGAUCGAUCAGCCACGAACCCGUAGUGAUCCCGCGCCCACGUCCACCCAAAACUGAACAAUACCAGGACCUCGGUCAUCUACGAGGUCUGGCACCUCCGAACGCCUCCUUCCGCAACUCGGAACGGACGAUGAGCAUAGCGGGUUCGACAAACUCGCGGAUGUCCCUCUACGAGUUCCACCAGCCGAAACAAGAGCCAAUCGAUGCCGAAUCCAUCAGCAUCUACGACUACCCCGUGUUCUUCCUCUCUGCCUCCGUGUUCGCCUCUUCAGUUCUCUACCUCUUUUACGGAGGUAUUCGACUCCUCUCCCGACCAGACGUUCGCAAGCACAGCGUCAACUCAGCCGCGAUCGCCGCGGCGGCGCUCUCCUUCCCGUUCAUGCUCAUCACCGGCGCCAUCGCACUGGAACGCAAAUUGCACGAGCUAAAACAACGUCGGAAACACAUCAAGAAAAGUCGAUCUAGUUGGUCCAAGCGUCCGAUCCUAUUGUUCGCGACGUUCCUGGCGUGGUUCACCGCGUUCCUAUGGGGUGCAGGGUUCAUCGGGAUGAUCGUCGUUCAUACCGACUAUGAACCACAUACGCAUCGACACCUGAGGAAUCGACCUGAACACGUGGGGUUCGGCAAGGACUGGAAGAAAGGAGAGAAACUUGGAGCGGCUAUUUUUACGAGUCAGGGCGGUAUCUUGCAGAUACCCGUUAUCCUUUCGAUGGUGACAUUUGUGCUGUCGGCGACACUUGCGAUUGUCCAGCUCAUCCAGUACAGAGUGUCGAGACCCAAAAUUCGGGACAGGGAAGUCGUGGAUCCAGACUUGUAGAUCGAUCGAUGAACGGACGGACUAGUAAAUUAACGCUGCAUGGGACUUGUUAUUAACACUGUUUUACGAACAAUUACGAGCUAUUUUAUUCUUUC